Molecule: messenger RNA, 1857 nt
Organism: Pseudocercospora fijiensis CIRAD86
Lineage: Eukaryota; Fungi; Ascomycota; Dothideomycetes; Mycosphaerellales; Mycosphaerellaceae
Product: ABC transporter, ABC-G family, WBC-type
Exons: 5
Coding region: 1-1857 (618 amino acids)
Cellular component (GO): membrane
Molecular function (GO): ABC-type transporter activity; ATP hydrolysis activity; ATP binding
Source: RefSeq, a predicted model, not a curated record
AUGCAGCUGGGAGACCUCGAAAAGCAGCCCGACGUCGGCCCCAUCUUCACCAACGACGACGUAGAAAGCCUGGCAUGGCAAGACCUGACGGUGACGGUCGAGGAUCGCUCGACCCGUCGCGACCGCAACAUUCUGCAUUUCUCUUCGGGCAUCGUUAGACCCGGCGAAAUGGUUGCGCUGAUGGGUCCAUCUGGAUCUGGCAAGACCACGCUGCUCAACACACUUGCACAGCGCCAGACGGCCACUGUCACGGGGAAAGUAUUGGUCACUGGCGAGGAGGCCUCACUUGCCACGCACCGGGCGAUCGCAUCUUUCGUGGAGCAGGAAGACACACUGAUCGGCUCACUGACCGUCGAGGAGACCCUGAAGUUUGCUGCCAGACUAUCUCUGCCCGGGUCCGUCACGAAAGCAGAAGCGCGAGAUCGCGUCUCGAAACUGAUAAACUCCUUUGGCUUGAGCGGCCAGCGACACACUCUUAUCGGCACUCCUCUGCAAAAAGGAAUCUCUGGAGGUCAGAAGCGGCGAGUGAGCGUGGCGACACAGCUGAUCACAGGUCCACGCGUCUUGUACCUCGAUGAACCAACAAGCGGAUUGGAUUCGACGGCGAGCUUUGAAGUUAUCUCCUUCAUCCGCAACAUUGCUCGGCAAAACCGGUUGAUUGUCAUUGCGAGCAUACACCAGCCAUCAACCAAGACCUUCGACCUCUUCUCGAAAGUCACACUACUCUCGCAAGGCAAGACCUGCUAUGCCGGCCCUGUACCGGAGAUGUCCGACUUCUUCGCUGAGAUUGGUAUGCCUAUUCCAGGCAACAUCAAUCCAGCCGAACAUGUUCUCGAUCUGGUCAAUGCCGACUUCUCUGUCGAUUCCGCCCAUACACCUCUCGAGACUGUCUUUCAAGGAUGGCAAGACUCUCCGCGUGCGCGACAGCUUCACGAAGAACUGAAAGGUCUCAAGUCGAAUCGUCGCCUUCAGAUCAAAGGUACUGGGAAGAAGCCAUCGUUCUUCGCGCAAGUUGUGGUUCUUCUUCACCGUGCAUUCAUCAAGAGCUUCCGAGAUAUUGUCGCUUACUGGAUUCGUCUCGCCAUGUACAUGGGCUUGGCCGUCAUGAUGGGCACAGUCUGGCUGCGUCUGAGCUCGGAGCAGAAGAACAUUCAGCCAAUCGUGAACGCUAUCUUCUUCGGCUCGGCGUUCAUGUCUUUCAUGGCAGUUGCCUACGUUCCAGCCUUCCUCGAAGAUCGAGCUUCGUUCGUCAAAGAGCGAGCAAAUGGCUUGUAUGGUCCUGCUGCAUUCCUCCUGUCGAACUUCAUCAUCGGCCUACCCUACCUCUUCCUGAUAUCUGUGCUGUUCUCGGUGGUAUCCUACUGGCUUAUCAACCUGCGCCCAGAUGCCGCGGCAUUCUUCACGUGGAUCAUGUGGCUCUUUCUCGACCUCUUGGCCGCGGAAUCACUUGUGGUCUUCAUGUCGUCUCUGUUCCCAAACUUCGUGGUAGCACUGGCAUUGAUUGCAUUCGCGAACGGUCUCUGGAUGAGCGUUGGAGGUUUCCUUGUCUCAAUGCCGGUCCUCAACGGGUUCUGGAAGUACGUGUUCCACUACAUCGACUAUCAAGCCUACGUCUUCCAGGGCAUGAUGGUCAACGAGUUCAAGGCCAGAGACUUCUCCUGCGCACGUGUCGGCGACAGCUGUCACUGCAUGUAUUCAAGCGAACUGCAAAGUCAAUGCAAGAUCGCUGGGCCGGCAGUUCUGCAAGAUUAUGGCUAUGCAUUGGGUAGAGAGGGCAAGUGGGCUGGCAUCAUGAUCGCCAUCAUCAUCGUCUACCGCUUGUUGGGUUGGCUCGUGACCUGGCUGCGCAAGUCUUGA